Malassezia sympodialis ATCC 42132 is the source of this 2442-nucleotide messenger RNA. It is a transcript of the gene RRP6, whose product is annotated as exosome nuclease subunit RRP6. Gene Ontology annotation, molecular function: nucleotide binding; 3'-5'-RNA exonuclease activity; single-stranded RNA binding. Gene Ontology annotation, cellular component: nuclear exosome (RNase complex); nucleolus. Gene Ontology annotation, biological process: exonucleolytic trimming to generate mature 3'-end of 5.8S rRNA from tricistronic rRNA transcript (SSU-rRNA, 5.8S rRNA, LSU-rRNA); histone mRNA catabolic process; poly(A)-dependent snoRNA 3'-end processing. The record is from RefSeq and is a predicted model, not a curated record. Lineage: Eukaryota; Fungi; Basidiomycota; Malasseziomycetes; Malasseziales; Malasseziaceae.
AUGGAGGAGCGGCUGCAGGAGGUGAGCCGCGCUCUGAGUGCAGCGACACAGACGGCGGCGCUCCUUCCUGAUGCGACGGACCUGGACUUCCACAGUUCCAUUGACCCGUCAUUCAAGCGCGCCUUGGGCCGUGUGUCGGAGGGCCUCGGUGCGCUGAUCCAUGGCAUGAGCGGGUGGAUUGAGGCGCCCAUCGGCGAUGCGUCGGUCGACGAUGUGCUCCAGCCGAGUCGGUUCUCUGCGGCGGUCGGCGACGCCAUUGACCGUCUUCUCGAGCAGACGGACAUAUAUCUGGAUGAGUAUGCGGGGCGGCGGCCCGUGGCGGCCCCUGCGGCGGACGCAGCAAGUGCCUCCAUUCCCGCCAAGGGCAAGCUUCCGCGGCACCUUUUGCAAGCCAACAUACCGCGUCCGCAGGACAAGUUCACGACGCGCCCAGACAAUCGCGCUGAUACGCCAUGGAGUAGGCCCUUGCGGCGUGGCAAGCCGAAUGCGCAAGUGCCGCUGGGCUACCGCGAUCCAGCGUGGGACAUUACGGAGUCGUCGCGCGUGGUCGGGCAGUACGGCGUCGAGGGAGAUGCGCGGCUGAACCCGUACUAUGUUGAGAUCCAACAGACGCCGCCGCCGCUGCAUUCGCUGCGGCCGCCGGAGCCUGAGGCGCCGAGGCCCCUGGAGAUGGACAUGCCUGACUCGAGCGCUCCGUGUCCGUUUGUGUGGGUGGACAGCCUUGAGAAGCUUGAAGCGCUCGCGGCGCAUUUGGAGGAGGAGCGUGUGCAGGAGAUUGCCGUGGACUUGGAACACCACAGCCUGCGCUCCUAUGCCGGAAUGGUCUCCCUGGCGCAGAUCAGCACGCGAUGGGGCGACUGGAUUGUGGAUACGCUCGUGGAUGAGGUGCGGGAGAAUAUGGAAAUGCUCAAUACAUCGUUUACGCACCCGUCCAAGGUGCUCGUGCUGCAUGGUGCAGACCAUGAUGUGCUGUGGCUGCAGCGCGAUCUGGGCCUCUAUGUGACGAACCUCUUUGAUACGUUCCACGCCUCGAAGCUGCUGCAGUUUGGCGCAAAUAGCCUGGCAUACCUGCUGCUGCGGUACCUGGAUUUUGAGGCCGACAAGCGGUUCCAGACGGCCGACUGGCGGAUUAGGCCGCUUCCAAACGAGAUGCUGUUCUAUGCGCGCAGCGAUACACAUUCGCUCUUGUACGUGUACGAUCGCUUGCGCGAGGAGCUGCUUGCGCAUGGCGGACCAGUCUCCGUGAAGGAGGUCUUUGAGCGCAGCAAGGGCACGGCCUCCAAAGUGUACGCAAAAGAGGCGUGGGACCCCGUCGGCGAUUCCCGCUCGGGCUGGCGCACGCUGUGGCUCAAGAUGGGCGGCGACCUUGCGCGUGCAUCGCAGGAUGCGCUCCCUGGCACGCCAAUGGGACGCGAGGAGCGACUGGUGCGCCGGCUGCAUCAGUGGCGCGAUGCGGUGGCGCGCGAGGAAGACGAGAGUCCACACUAUGUCAUGCCCCCGCAGGUUCUCGUCAGCCUGGCUUUUCGGCCGCCAUCGACCGUACAGGAGGCCGCAGCGCGCAUUCCCAAGAACUUGGCGGUGGCACAGCGCCGCUUGGACGGGCUGGUCCAGGUGGUGGCCGAUGAGCAGGCGGCGUACCAGUCGGAAGCGCAGGAGCGCGUGCAGAGUGCUGGCGGCGAUGCAUGGGACGUGGAUGAGGAGGAUGUGGGCGAAAUCGUGCAGGAGAUACGGCCGUCUACGCCGGCGCCGGCCGAGGCGCCCAAGGCGGUCCAGCAGGGCCGCCUAGACACGGAGUCGUCGCUUGCGGAUGUGCGCGUGUGGGAGCAGCCGGCUCCAGAGGCCGUGCAUGACGGAGCGCGGCUCUUCCGCGGCCUGAAGACGUCGGCGGCUGAGGCGACCAAGCCCGCGAAGAAGCGCCAGUCGCUCUUUGCGAAGGCUAAGCCCGAAGAGAAGCCCGUCGAAAGUACGCUGCAGCGCAUCCGUGCCGAAUGCGUCCAGUGGCUGGGUGGCCUGUUUGGCCAAACGGUGGGCGUCCCCGCGUCCAAGCCGGAAGCGACCGAGCCCGUCGAGGUCGCGGCGAAUCCGGCCUGGGAGGCGCCGAGCACGAGUCAGACGACGAAGCGCAAGGCUAGUCCAGAGCUAGAGGCGACGCCUGCGAAUGACGACGACGAUGUCGACGCCAUCGUGCCCGUGGCCAAGCACCCUAAGAGCCAGCCAGGUCUGCAAGCGCGGAAAGAGUCUGCUGCGGCGUCGGUGCCAGAGUUUGACUAUGGCAAUGCCGCGUCCAUGCUGACGGCGCCGCGUGCGCCGCCUGGAAGAUCGCUGCUGCGUGCAGCCGGCAGCACGUCGGCGAAAGGGAGCAAGGCGCCGAAGCAAAAGUCGAAUGCCCGCAGUGGCAACCGCAGCGGGACAUUUGGGGGCCGCCGAGCGGGGCCGCGGUAA